Lactuca saligna is the source of this 918-nucleotide messenger RNA. The record is from the annotation of a GenBank genome assembly. Lineage: Eukaryota; Viridiplantae; Streptophyta; Magnoliopsida; Asterales; Asteraceae.
AUGUUCAACGGAGGACUCACACAACAAGAGCUUGAGUGUCUCCGAUCCCCAUUUCCAUUACCAUCAUCACCAACUGUUCAUCCCUUUUCCAUAAUGAAGCAUGAUCAUGGUCUUCUCUCUCUGUCCAGAAACAGCUCCAGCAAAAUAACCCCAUCAAAUUACAUCACCUGCACGUUAUUUGUAAUCGAUCCAAAUUGUAUCAACGACAACAAACCCCUUGUCGGUAAAAGUUCUCCUCUAUCAUACAGUCGUUUAUCCAGAACCCGCUCUGGAAUCUCCACACUUAUACGCUCGCUUCUAACUGUCAUAUCAAUCCCUGCAAUCAUUCCCAGCUUCCGGUGGCUAAGCUUACCGACUCAGCUGUCACCAACGCCUUCACUCGGCCGAAAAGUCACCGGGACGUUGUUUGGUAACCGAAGAGGACAUGUCAGCUUUGCGGUGCAAUAUGAUCCACGGUCCGCACCUGUUCUGAUCAUUGAACUGGCGGUGUCCACGGCGGCGCUCGUUAAGGAGAUGUCCUCAGGGCAAGUAAGGAUCACACUUGAGUGCGAGAAACAGCAACACUCCGGGUUGUCUAGUCGUCGGGGAGACUCUAAGCUGUUCAACGAACCCACAUGGACGAUGUAUUGUAACGGAAGGAACUAUGGAUACGCGUCGUCAAGGGCGUGCUCAGACUCCGACUGGCACACACUGAGCACGGUGCAGAGAGUCUCAGUAGGAGCUGGUGUUCUACCGGUGUUGGAAGGCAGCAGAAAAAGCAGCGCCGGAGGAAGUUGCGGAGAGUCGGAGGGCGAGUUCCUGUACAUGAGAGCGAGGUUUCAGCGAGUCGUGGGGAGUCGUGACUCGGAAGCUUAUUAUAUGAUGAACAUGGAUGGAAACAGAGGGCCUGAAUUCAGUAUAUAUUUACUUAGAGUAUAA